AUGGGCAACUGUCUACGGCGGGACGGGGCGGCGGAGCGGUGGGCCGGCGAGGAGUGGGGAUUUUUGGCCGAGGAAAAGCAGGGCUCUGCGGCGGCGCCCACGGCGGCGGCAACGGAGGUGAAGAUCAAGAUCACGAAGAAGCAGCUGGAGGAGCUGCUGGGGAAGGCGGAUGUUAAGGGGCUGUCCGUACAGCAGGUUCUGGCUCAGUUGAUCGCCGUCGGCGACCAGUUUCACGAGUCUCGCCACCGGCCGUGGCGGCCGGUGUUGCAGAGCAUCCCUGAAAUGGACUGA
Messenger RNA from Momordica charantia (bitter melon), 291 nucleotides. RefSeq names its product protein expression protein. The record is from RefSeq and is a predicted model, not a curated record. NCBI's taxonomy places the organism in Eukaryota, Viridiplantae, Streptophyta, Magnoliopsida, Cucurbitales, Cucurbitaceae.